Molecule: messenger RNA, 965 nt
Organism: Papilio polytes (common Mormon)
Lineage: Eukaryota; Metazoa; Arthropoda; Insecta; Lepidoptera; Papilionidae
Product: putative gamma-glutamylcyclotransferase CG2811
Exons: 4
Coding region: 245-727 (160 amino acids)
Molecular function (GO): gamma-glutamylaminecyclotransferase activity
Source: RefSeq, a predicted model, not a curated record
GAAUAUAAGGUGUAUCAGUUCAGAUAGUACACAAUUACUACGGGCACUUGGGCAAUGAGUUGCAAAUCGUUAACAUAAUGUCCGGUUUUGUUUUGGGAUGGAAGAAUUUCGAAAGAUGGGGAUUUUUAGGUUAGCAGUAACUCUAAAAAUUACCAGGCGCUCCACUGUCAAUGUCACAAAAGUUCUAUCCCCGUUGGUUUAUAAUUUACGAUAAAAGAAUAAUUCACUACUCACAUCAGAAAAAAUGAGUGAAAAGGUCUUUGUAUAUGGUACACUAAAAAAGAAAGAACCGAAUCACUAUUGGUUGACUGAUAGCAAAAAUGGUGUAAGCAAAUUUAUAGCCAAUGGACAAACAUGCAAGAAAUAUCCUUUGAUUAUUGGAACUAAAUAUAAUAUCCCAUUUGUACUAUAUAAACCCGGAGUUGGACAUCAUGUACAAGGGGAGGUGUAUGAGGUUGAUGAAAAAAUGAUGAGCAAUUUGGACAAACUUGAGGAUCAUCCAAAUUACUAUAUAAGAGAGAUAGAUGAUAUAGAUAUUAAAAGACCUGGUACAACUGAGAAUGAAAGAAUCAAGUGUUGGGUGUACUUCAUGAAAAAUUUUAAGGAAGAACUUCUGUUCAAUCAAAUGUUUGAAAAUUACUCAUCCACAGGAAGUCAUGGACUGCCGUACUUGGAAAGGUCACAGAGAGAAAAAAACUAUGAUCACUUUUCCGCUAUUAAGAAAUAAUUUAGAGUUUGUAUUUGAGAAUUUCAAUACUUUUUUUCCAUAUUGAUCUGAUGUACACCUGAUGGUAAGGGUGGCAAAAAUGGAAAUUUAACUUGAUAACUUAAAAUUAUGCAAUAUGAAACUAAUUGCUCUUAAUAUUAAAGGCAAGCAAAAAAAUUAUUAUUAAAUAAUAAAUGUUUUAUGGUCGCUCUGUCAUCCAAUCAAGCUUUUCUCAUAAACCUAUUUUUUUUUAAAUUCA